AUGUUCACGCUGGACCCUUCAUGGCACUACCUGAACCACGGCAGCUACGGUGCCACAAUCAGGUUUGCUGCGGAGGUGCAGCAGUGGUGGAGGGAGAGGUGCGAGCAGCAGCCGGUGCUGUUCCAUGAGACAGAAGUGCUGCCAGCCUUGAAGGCGGCCAGGGACGAGGUGGCGGCGCUGAUUGGGGCGAAGGGGCAAGACAUGGUGCCAGUCGUCAAUGCGACCGCAGCCGCCAACAUUGUCAUAAACGGGCUUGGCCUCCGCAGGGGAGAUCUGUUGCUCAUGACCAACCUCACCUACCCAGCUGUGAAAAACGCUCUGGCAAGGGCGGCGGCCAAAUCAGGCGCCGGCCUGGUGGAGGUGCAACUCCCCCUGUCCAGGCUGGCGGGGGGACCUGCUGAGGUGGCGGCGGCAUUCGACGAGGCGCUGACAGCUGGCAGGGGCCGCGUGAAGCUGGCGGUCAUCGAUCACAUCGGCUCGUUUCCCCCUUACACCUUCCCCGUGCAGCGGCUCUGCUCCCUCUGCAAAGCUGCCGGCACCAAAGUGCUGCUGGAUGGGGCGCAUGCAGUGGGGGCACAGUCUCUGGACGUUCCCUCCCUGGGCGCCCACUUCUACAUCUCCAACUUGCACAAGUGGCUGUGCACGCCCAAGGGCAGCGCCUUCCUCUGGGUCGCACCCUCCGAGCAGCCGCGCACCCUGCCGCUUAUCACAUCCCACGGCUAUGGCCUGGGUUUCCAGGGGGAGUUUCUGUGGCAGGGAACAUCGGACGUGAGCGCGUGGCUGGCGGUGCCGGCUGCGCUGCGAGUCAUGCGCGCCGUGGGGCUGGACACCUGGCGCGACCACAACACCUCCCUGCUCCAUGACGCCGUCUCUCUGCUCUCGCGGGCCUUCGACACGGAUCAUGUUGCCGAGAGAGGAAGCCAAUUCAGGAUGCUGCGCAUCUCCUGCACUGCCAAUGAGGCCGGGGCAUCCAUGGCGGCGGUGGAGCUCCCAUCGUCGCUGCCCCUGGCCGCCUCCGUGGCAGAUGCGCUCUUCCUGCACGAAAUGCUGCGGACGCGCUUCAAGAUUGAGGUGCCGGUUGCCUGCUGGGAGGGGCGGCUGUGGGUGCGCAUCUCGGCGCAGUACUACAACACGCUGGAGGACUAUCAGGCGCUGGCGGACGCUGUCAGGGAGCUGAUCUCUGAAGGAGCAAGUGCUGAGGAAGAGGAGGAGGGCGCCACAAACAGCUUCAGAAGAAGCCUGGCCAAUGGCUCUGCGCAAUCCAGCAAUGGGGCUUCUGAACACUAG
Molecule: messenger RNA, 1287 nt
Organism: Coccomyxa subellipsoidea C-169
Lineage: Eukaryota; Viridiplantae; Chlorophyta; Trebouxiophyceae; Coccomyxaceae
Product: PLP-dependent transferase
Exons: 8
Coding region: 1-1287 (428 amino acids)
Source: RefSeq, a predicted model, not a curated record